AUGGCAUUGAACAAUACUGAACAUAAUAUCGAUGUUGAACAAGUAUCAAAAUCAAUUGUUAAUGAUCUUAAUCUAGUGACACAAAGAUUUGUCAUCUAUCUUCCAUUGAUCUUUCUUAUCUUUGGUUUUAUUGGAUUCAUUGGAAAUAUAUUUACAUAUCUUCAAAGUGAACUUCGUUCUAAUACUUGCUGUAUUUAUUCACUUUGUGGUUCAAUUAUUGAUAUUAUAAAUCUUUCUCUUAAUUUAUUUCCAAAUUAUCUUGGCGCAAAAUAUAAAAUUUAUAUACCAUGGUAUAUUUCACGUAUUACAUGUAAACUUAGUCUUUUUCUUCUUUCAUUUUUGCCUCAUCUAUCAAUUAAUUUUUUGCUUAUGGCUAUUAUUGAUCGAUUUGCUUGUACAUGUAAACUUACAUCACCAAUGUACCGACUCAAUCAACUUAAAAUGGUACCAUGGAUGAUCAUAAUUACAAUCAUCUCAAGUUGUCUUGCUUCGAUUUAUUCACCAAUUCUCUAUGAUCUUAUGUAUGGAUUUUGGUGUAUAUCUACACAACCCAAAUUGAAUAGUAUAUUGUAUACUAUACUUAGUGGUGUGAUGCAACCAGUAAUAAUGUUAAUAUUUGUUUUACUUACUAGUCGAAAUGUACGUCAAAGUCAUCGACGAGUAGGUAGAGUAACAGUAAGACAACGAAAAAGUCUAAAAAAUCAGUUCAUUGUAAUGAUAUUUGCUCAAGUUUUCGUAACAGGUUUCUUAUCAUUACAAUGGAUUAUGGUAUAUACAUAUUUUUCAUUCACUGCGGAUUAUACAAGAAGUUAUGAACAAUGGACAAUUCUUUUUUUUGUUUUUUCUCUUACAAAUAAUUGCUAUUAUCUCAAUAAUGUUAAAUCAUUUUAUCUUUCAAUAUUAACAUCACAUUUAUUUCGUAAAACACUUAUGAAAGGUUUAAUUGAAAUAUUGCCUCGAUUUAUACGUCCACAAUUUCAAGUAACUCAAAUGCAACAUUCGAUGGCUACUAUUACUAGAAUAAGACAGCGUGAUGUAUUCAAAUAA
Rotaria sp. Silwood2 is the source of this 1047-nucleotide messenger RNA. The record is from the annotation of a GenBank genome assembly. NCBI's taxonomy places the organism in Eukaryota, Metazoa, Rotifera, Eurotatoria, Philodinida, Philodinidae.